GGAAUUUCAUUGGGAAAUGCUGUAGAUGAUGGCACGGGUACCAUAAUGCUUGACGACAUAAAAUGCACUGGAAGUGAAAGCAGAUUGAGAAAUUGUCCAAGUUCAAGCUGGAAGGUACACGAUUGCACUCAUACCGAAGAUGUAGGAGUUCUUUGCAAUAAUCUCAGUCCAGUUAAUGGUGGUUGGUCCAAUUGGGCACAAUGGACUACAUGUAGCAGCAGCUGUGGGGUUGGGCUUCAGACAAGAACACGUCAAUGCAACAAUCCUUCAACUCAAUAUGGAGGGAUAUACUGUUAUGGGCUUUCAUCACAAACAAGAAAAUGCAAUACUAAUUUUUGUCCAGUUGAUGGUGGCUGGAGUACAUGGGCAAUGUGGAAUUCCUGCAAUGUAACCUGUGGUGAAGGAAUACAAUUGAGAUUUCGUAGCUGUAAUCAUCCUACUCCAGCAUUUGGUGGCCUAAAAUGCAGGUCAAAGGACUCUGAAACGAAACAGUGCUUCAAUGCAGAAUGUCCAAAGGUAAUUGAUGGCGGUUGGUCGACAUGGACAAACUGGACAGCUUGCACAAGACUUUGUAAUGGUGGCCUCAUGGAGAGAGCACGUAAUUGUGACAGUCCUCCACCGAUAAAUGGUGGAUUGUAUUGCAAUGGUACUUCAACUGAAGCAAAUCUUUGCAACACCGUCUCUUGUUCAGGCAUAGAAACAAAAAUGGUGUUAGCUUUAAUAAUUGGUGGAGUAGCUGUGGUAUGCAUUCUGAUUACAGUUGCCUUGAUGUUGAUCUGUAAACGUGUGGUUACAAGCACGAGAAUACCAAAGAAAGAAAUUGCAGAUACGCCCUUAAAAGAAGAAACGGAAGAGUUGUACAUAUACCAAGAAUCAGACCGGUCGACAAAAACAAACACGGGCUUUAAAGAGGAAACGGAAGAGCUGUACAUAUAUCAAGAAUCAGACCAGCCAACACAAGCCUUCCAUAAUUCAGCCUACAUCAAAGACUACGAUUCCAAGAAUGUUGCUAAACCUGGAGUGGAAUUUGAUUCAUGUGACAUUUAUGAUAAUUGUGAAGAAAGCUGUUAUGAAAAUUAUUAGGACUGAAACAAUUUUUAACUAAAAACGAUUCUGUUUGAUUUAGACAAAAAAAUGUAAAGUUUGGAAUCGGUUAGAGGACACCUUUUCGUGUUCUAUAGUUUUUAGCGUUUUGAGUUUCAUGUUUCAUAUUUGUUUGUCUGUAUAUCAUUUAGGGGCCAGCUGAAGCCCACCUCCGUGUGCGGGAUUUUCUUGUUGCGUUCACGACAAAUUUGUGGCCUAAGGCUGUUUUUCUGCUCUUUGGUCGGGUUGUUGUCUAUUUGAAACAUUCCUCGUUUUCAUUUUCAAUUCUAUCAUUUUAGAUAUUUGCGUUAUAAAACGAGACUAACAGUAAUAACUUCAUAGAGUCCGGAUUUUCCGUAUUAGUUGCACUUUACUCGUCUAAAGUGUAUUGCAGUUACUUCACAGGUUUGUCUUGUAAAAUGAGCGAUAAUCCAAAUUGAACUAUAUUCAAUUGUCCUAUGAAAUUUUGUACAAAUAUAAAAGUGAUCCAAUUGAUGUAGAUAAUUACCGUGGAAUAACCAUUCGUAUUUGUUAUGAAGAAUGCUUUAUUUGUAUUCUAAACAGCAAAUGGCAUGAAUAUUUGAAACUUUCUGGUUUAUUAUGUGAAGACCAAGCAAGGUUUAGAAAAGGUUUUAUAGUUUUUAUACAGAUUAUAUAUUCAAUGUUGAAUUGAUUUAUAUCUGCACGGAGGAAUCCCAUUUGUCUGCGCUGCUGGUGAUAUCGCUCAUUACCUGAUUCUGUCAUAUCCGCAAUGUAACAUAUAACGAAUAUAUCUUGUAAUUGUUUAAGUCUUCCGUAGGGACAAAAAAAAGUUGAUAAGUUCAAGCAUGAAUUCAUAAUUGUAAUCCCAUGAUAAACCAUAUUUAGACAUUUUCCGUCAACAAAAAUUGCAUCAUCAGAUAAGGUUUUAUUCAUUUUAAGUCAAAUCUUUAUCAAAAUGAAUAAAAUUUUGCUCUAAAUCUGUGGCAGUCUGUUUGGUUCCAACUAAAUUACAUACCGUAGUAUAAAAUCUUUCCUGUAUUCAAAAUUAGCUAUCUUUAGAAGGCAUGCGCGACAUCACCGGACGUUUGAAAAACUGUUUAAUUUUGGACACUCAUUACAUAAAAUCUUAACGGUGAAACUAUAUAUAAAGAGAGGAUUGGUGCUCACAAGGAAGCUAUUAAACCAAGAGUUCCAAAUGGUGAAGUUAAAAUCAUCCCUUCGUAAAUUUUACGGACGCCAUCACGAGUUGGUUGACCGUUAUGGAAUAACCGUAUCACAGAUGAUAUCAGAUAUGUACCUUAUGUCGUAACUACAAUACCCUUCCCUUUUCACGAAUGUGACCUACCGAAUUUGACUAUUUCCCGGAUUUGUAAUAACAUAAGCAACACGACGGGUGCCACAUGUGGAGCAGGAUCUGCUUACCCUUCCGGAGCACCUGAGAUCACCCCCAGUUUUUGGUGGGGUUCGUGUUGCUUAGUCUUUAGUUUUCUAUGUUGUGUCAUUUGUACUAUUAUUUGUCUGUUUGUCUUUUUAUUUUUGGCCAUGGCGUUGUCAGUUUGUUAUCGAUCUAUGAGUUUGACUGUCCUUCUGGUAUCUUUCGUCCCUCUUUUAAUGAAAUCAGAGUAUAUCAUGAAUUUGUACACAGAAUAGUAUCCGACUAUUGGUUUCACGAGAUUUCCGAAGUGAAGCUAAAAGUCUUAGGUGGAAAGAUACACCAGACUAUACUGUUUAUUGUUCUUUUGUUAUCUGUCGUUAAGCUUCUUUCACUUUCAAAAUAAUAUAUUUAUGGCAAAAAUAUAUUAAGCUAUACUGAUGAUGUUAAACUGUUGAAAAUAAUAAAAUUUAUGUAUAAUAAUGCAAACGUGUAAAUGAUAUUUAUCAUAUGCUUGUUUUGAUCUUGUUGAUAGGAGAACUGAUGUUCGUUCAUUUGACAUGUAUGAAGUAACUGUAUAUAUAUAUUUUUUAAUUGUAAUUAUAUAUUAUUUUAGCUAAGUCAGCACAAGAGCUACAGGCUGCAUGCCUUGUAUUUAUAUUGUACCAAAAGUCUAUGUAUUUACUUGAUCAAGUCUAAACACGAAUAGUGUUAAUUUUAAGUAUGAUGGUAAAAAAACUAGACAUUGUAAUGAAUUUCCAAUACCUUGGCAGAUUUAUUUCAAAACAUUAUGUUUUGUUUCACCCUGAGUAAUAUAUUGCCUUAGCAGUAUUUGGCACAACUUAUGAAAACUUUUGUUUUUUUAGAUUCGCAUUAUGCUUUUGCUUUCCAACCGUUUUGUUUCGAGUGCCAUUGAAGAGUCUUUAUUAACGAUGAGAACGCGUCUGGUGUAACAAAUCAUCAGCUGUUAUACUCGAUGAAUGUUUUCAAGUACAGGUUCUGUUAAUGAUGCUAAAUCACAUAUUAUUAAGCAAGUCAGACAAGCCUUGUAAAGUGUUUUUAGAAAAAAAAAAAAAAAAAAAAAAUUGACAGUGACAUAACGGUUGUACCUAUCUUAUUAUAUAAUGUAGAAGUGUUGGGUUAUAAAAUUUGUAAAAUUUUAUAGUCAUUCUAUUUGACUUUUUAGAAACAAUUUAAAAGCUACAAACAUAAUUCCACAUUAUGAUUUACUAGGAUUUAGGUAGAACUCCAUUUAUUAUUCCUGUACAUACUAGAAUAGUUGGCUUUUGUAAACGAUUAAUGUGCAGUUAAAAAAAAAAAUUACAAACACUCUAAAUUAAAUUUGUUUGAAUUAAGUUUGAAGAUUUGUGGAUUUCUAAAUGGUUUUUAGAUUAUAAACAACACUUAACAUUAUUGACAGAAUGAGAAGGUAUUGUAACUUUCUAAUAAAAAUUAACUUUGGGUAAUUUUCA
Messenger RNA from Mytilus californianus (California mussel), 3909 nucleotides. Its product is annotated as hemicentin-1-like. The transcript is spliced from 8 exons. NCBI's taxonomy places the organism in Eukaryota, Metazoa, Mollusca, Bivalvia, Mytilida, Mytilidae. Bases 46 to 1083 code for a protein of 345 amino acids. Gene Ontology annotation, cellular component: membrane. The record is from RefSeq and is a predicted model, not a curated record.